Molecule: messenger RNA, 526 nt
Organism: Myzus persicae (green peach aphid)
Lineage: Eukaryota; Metazoa; Arthropoda; Insecta; Hemiptera; Aphididae
Product: histone H4
Exons: 2
Coding region: 90-401 (103 amino acids)
Biological process (GO): nucleosome assembly
Cellular component (GO): nucleosome
Molecular function (GO): protein heterodimerization activity; DNA binding; structural constituent of chromatin
Source: RefSeq, a predicted model, not a curated record
GACGAAGUAUCAGUCAACGUUCAGCGGCCGAAGCAGCAACAGUAGCAGUUAAAUUAUUACGCAGCAGCCAAUACCACCGAAAAUCAAAAAUGACUGGACGCGGUAAAGGAGGAAAAGGGCUGGGAAAAGGAGGCGCCAAACGUCAUCGCAAAGUGUUACGUGAUAACAUCCAAGGUAUCACCAAACCUGCCAUUCGUCGUUUAGCCCGCCGUGGUGGAGUGAAACGUAUCUCCGGUCUGAUUUAUGAAGAAACUCGCGGCGUGUUGAAAGUGUUUCUGGAAAACGUAAUCCGGGACGCCGUUACAUACACGGAGCACGCCAAAAGGAAGACCGUCACCGCCAUGGAUGUCGUCUACGCACUGAAACGUCAAGGUCGUACUUUGUACGGUUUUGGUGGUUAAAAACCCAACCAAUUGAACCUCAAUUAUGUGAACCAACAAAUCAAAAAAACCUUCUGUACAUUAUGGACUGAUUGACGCUCAAAAAAUGGGUAUCGGUUAAUAAAUGGAACAUGCAGACAUGCGAC